Messenger RNA from Lingula anatina, 5398 nucleotides. Its product is annotated as leucine-rich repeat serine/threonine-protein kinase 1. NCBI's taxonomy places the organism in Eukaryota, Metazoa, Brachiopoda, Lingulata, Lingulida, Lingulidae. The record is from RefSeq and is a predicted model, not a curated record. Gene Ontology annotation, biological process: protein phosphorylation. Gene Ontology annotation, molecular function: ATP binding; protein kinase activity; protein binding.
ACCAUAUGCACGCAUGAAACUAAUGUUUGUUGGCACUGAGAAGAUUGGAAAGACAACUUUGCUCAAUUGCUUGAGAAAUGAGGUUAGGCCAGUGUUUGCUGCAAAAGAGCCACCACCAAAGCACUGGAGCACAAGGGUGAGUAGGACAGGAGUGACAUCUAUGUACAAAGAUGCCAAGGGGGAAUUCGUGGCAACUGUGGGAGUUGAUAUAGGGGACCUCACCAUUGACAAAAAUGGAAAGAAAGUGUCAUUCAAAACAUGGGAUUUUGGUGGACAGAAAGAAUACUAUGCCACCCACCAGUACUUUCUCACCAGACGCUCUCUGUACUUGGUCUUGUGGAAAAUUACAGAUGGAGAGAAAGGUGUCAGUGAAAUUAAGAGAUGGCUUAUCAACAUACAGGCCCGUGCUCCAGGAGCACCCGUGAUCAUAAUUGGGACUCACCUGGAUGAGCUGAAGAGCAGAAGAUUUCCUCAUAAUUUCCUGCCAGACUUGACCAGGCUCAUUGACAACCAGUUUGUGAACAUAUGUGAGCCUGAAAAGUCUGGAUUGCCCCAAGUGAAAGCGAGGAUAGAAGUCAGCUGUAAGAAAAGAGAUUCUAUCAAGAAAUUGGUUGAUUUGAUACAUGAGAAAGUGUUUGAAUUGGCUGAUGCAGGUAGUAGAUCUAACAAACUUCUGGAGCAGAAGAUCCCUGCCAAAUAUUUGGAACUUGAGGAUGUGGUGAGAGCUCUUGCAGAGGAGAGGGAGAGUCAAGAUAAAGACCCAGUGCUGCAUGCAGAUCAGUACAAAACACUUGUAAUGCUGAAAAUGGAAGAGAUGUUCAAGCAUUCCUUCCGUGAUCUUCAGGAGCUGAAUCAAGCCACUCAUUUCCUACAUGACAAUGGUGUAUUGCUUCACUACAAUGAUGUUUCUCUUCGGGAUAUGUACUUUCUUGAUCCCCAGUGGCUGUGUGAUAUGUUGGCCCAUGUGGUCACUGUCAGGGAGAUAAACAGUCUGGCUAAGUUUGGUGUUAUGCAAACCGAUGAUCUUCAGAUUUUGUUCAGAAACUCUGCAUUCAGACCUGAAGACAUUAAGGAAUACAUCAUUGGUCUACUAAACAAAUUUGAGGUGGCUCUGCUUUGGGAUGAUAAACAUCUUCUGAUCCCUUCUUUACUACCAACAGAAGAAGAAUUGAAAAAUGACAUAUGUGAUGUUAAGAUACCUAUGAGGCUUCCAAUAACAGAGAACAGAAAGUCAACUCUCAUACCUGCCAAGAAGCCUACAGACAGACGCUCAUCCUUAGUUCCCCCAGUGCUGCCACGUGAAAUCUAUGCAGGGAAAUCUACCUUCUAUGCACCCUCUGGUGAUGAAAACAGGGCAGAAAUGAAUUCAAAGUUUGAGCAGAAGACUGAUCAACAGGAGACUGAGCCAGCAAUGGAAAGGAAAAGCUCCACAGGGAUGCUUACACCAUCCAGCAUUCUCACUUACACUUCCAGCCCUACAAGUUCACUGCGGCGGCUGUAUCUUAUGACCUACUUUCCCAGUGGAUUUUGGCCACGCCUUAUCACCAGGUUGCUAGGAGACAGAUCUUUGUACAACAUUGUAUGUGACAUGUACAAGAUUCCAGAUGUGUUGAGGUCUGAUCCAGCAGUGAAUAAUUUGAAGGGGCAUGCUGAAUGGAGUUGUUGGCAAACGGGUCUGGAGCUCCACCUUGUCACCACUCUCCUGCGAGUUAAAGAAGUUGACGCAGAAAAGCCAUUCACACUUUGUGACUUCAGAAAGUGUUUUCUAAAAUGGGAGAGUGAAAACAACAUGUGGAAGGAUCUGAAUGUGACCAGCAUGUCCAUUCUUGAAAUUUUCCUUCCCAAUGAUGUCAUAGUUGUGAAAACUGAAAGUGACAGCUAUGAUCUGCCAUGCAACCCUAAGGCUGCUGCCAAAAUGCUGUCAAAGAUUGUUGAUCAUAUUGAUAUGCUGCUAGAAGACUGGUAUCCUGACCUAGGUGUGAGAUUUGUGCAUACAUCUGAGGGCACCUACCUUGUUACGAGGAUAGUCCCUUGCCCAUUAUGUGUGAUGGACCAGGCUCAGCAGCAGGCCUCCACUACAGAGCAUGGACAGUUUUUAUGGUCAAUGGUUGGACUAACCCGGCCAAUGGGAACUAAACCACUAGAACCAGAGGCUGUGGUCACAGAUGAAGUGAAUGUGCCCCUUGGACAGCAGAAACAGAGUCAAGAGGGUGUUAUCUAUUGCUACAUGGCUGAGCACCUUACACAGCUGAUUCAGCACAGCAAACCAAUCAAGUGUCCAUCUCAUGAUGUGCUGGUCAGUAUGGAUGCAGCUGUCCAAGACAAAGUGGCCCAUAUUGCUCCUGACUUGAUGUUUGACGAUCUUGGAGAAGACUAUCAGAUCAAGGCCAUUCAGCACACUGAUUUCCUGGGCAGAGGAAGUUUUGGAAAUGUUUUUGCAGGAACAGCUGAAAACAAGAUGUUUGACGAUCUUGGAGAAGACUAUCAGAUCAAGGCCAUUCAGCACACUGAUUUCCUGGGCAGAGGAAGUUUUGGAAAUGUUUUUGCAGGAACAGCUGAAAACAAGCUUGGGAAGGUGUGUAAUGCUGCAUUGAAGAUGUUAGAGCCUGUGAACCCUGGGGAUGACGCAUCAAAUACAGAGAAGGAGCAUUACAAGAGACAAAUAGGGAUGUGGGAACAUGAUCCCACUCGUUGCUCCUGCACAGCUUAUAGCACUGCUCGGCAGGAACUGAGUAUUCUCCAAAUACUGCAUCACCCAAAUAUUGUUCCCCUGCUGGGUGUCUGCAUGAAACCAAUGUGUCUAGCCUUGGGUCUGGCACCACAGGGAAAUCUGAAACACUGUCUUAAGAGCUAUAAGAGGCUAGGUGCACGGUUGCCAUUAUUUGUGCUGAAGAAAUUGAUUAUGCAGAUUUCCUCUGCAGUGGAGUACUUGCAUUCCAUUGAUAUCAUACACAGAGAUUUGAAAGCAGAGAAUGUCUUGGUUUGGUCCAUGCCUCCUCCAUAUAUCCACAACCCCCAAUCAGUGGUAGAUGUCAAGCUAACAGACUAUGGAGUAAGCCGUGCUGCAUUGCCAAAUGCUGCCAAAGGACAUGCUGGGACCCCUGCAUUUAUUGCACCAGAAAUAUUAAUGCAUGCUGGAGAAGAAGUUUAUACCUCUAAGGUGGAUUGUUAUUCCUUUGGAGUUGUGAUGUAUGAAAUAAUUGCCCUGAAGAAACCAUAUCAAAAUAUUGAGCAGUCUGAUCUGCAGGAAUAUGUCCUAGCAGGAAACCGACCCCUACUUACUGAGAAGGAUUCAACUCACUAUCCAACCCAUGUGUUGGACCUGAUGGGACAGUGUUGGUCACAUGAUCCACACCAGCGUCCCACAGCUCAACAAAUCAACUGUAUAGCAUCCUGUCCAGAGUUCUGUCACCUUCAGGACUGCGUGAGUGCAGAAAGUGAGAUGGAGGUGACAGCUGCUUGUGGAGUUUGCUCAGAGUUUUCAGAUCAAGAGAAACAAGGGCUGGAAGCCAGUGCCCUACUGUCAACAAAUUCAGUGCCUGAGAGACAUGAUGUCUGGUUAGCAAUGUCCAGUUUGGCCAAUACCACUAGUACCACAAACAUCCAGGUGUGGACAUAUGAAAACAAUACUUGUGUCCAAGGAAAGAAUAUUAUCUCUAAGUGCCUCCCAAUAUCAUGUAUGUAUGCUGCCAAGGACCAGAUAUGGUGUGCAGAUGAAAAGGGAACCAUAAUAAUUUUUAGUGCCAAAACAUACAAAGAAAUUGCUCGCUUCAAACUCCCAGAGACACUCAAGUCCACUGUAAGUGUGAUCAAUUUCUUCAUGGUACUCGAGUCAUCAGAAGUCAUGGUCAGCCUGAGUAAUGGAUCCAUAUUAACCUACAGCAUGGAGAAGAUGAAUGCAAUGCCUGAAGGAAUUAAGGCCAACAUAUUACCUGCAUCCAAGUUCCAGGGGAGUGACAGAAAUAUAUUUUGCAGUGCUUUCAUCAAGCAAGAAGAUGGAUAUCAUGAAUUGUGGGGAGGUCAAAGUGAGGGUGUCAUAUCUAUUUUGAAAAUGAACCAGCCCAAUGAAAGUCCAGUGACCAUAAAUCAUUAUGAACCAAUGUUGGAGUAUGUGGAUGUACUGUUCCUAGAAACCUCCCCCACUGAUAGUUCCUCUGUCUGGUCAUAUGUAUAUCCAGGAUCUACAGUGUUUCGAUGGGACAGCAAAGAAAAAAAGCUGGCAGCCAAGGCAGACAUAUCCAGGGUCAUUCCACAAAUCGAUCGCCUAAGAGGUUUUCCAGGGUUUGAUGGACAGUUAAACCCUGCCCAGUGCCAAGUUAGCUGCUUGAAAGUACUUGAUGGUCAGCUGUUUGUUGGCUCAACAUGGGGAUGCAUUAUAGUAGUGGACAGUUUAAGCAUGAGGGUCAUCACUGUUUUCCGGCCUCACUGUGAUAAUGUCAAAGCAAUAGUACCCCUAUUGCCUGCAUUCGANAAGCAGAGAUAUGCCCAUGCCAAAACAUACAAAGAAAUUGCUCGCUUCAAACUCCCAGAGACACUCAAGUCCACUGUAAGUGUGAUCAAUUUCUUCAUGGUACUCGAGUCAUCAGAAGUCAUGGUCAGCCUGAGUAAUGGAUCCAUAUUAACCUACAGCAUGGAGAAGAUGAAUGCAAUGCCUGAAGGAAUUAAGGCCAACAUAUUACCUGCAUCCAAGUUCCAGGGGAGUGACAGAAAUAUAUUUUGCAGUGCUUUCAUCAAGCAAGAAGAUGGAUAUCAUGAAUUGUGGGGAGGUCAAAGUGAGGGUGUCAUAUCUGUUUUGAAAAUGAACCAGCCCAAUGAAAGUCCAGUGACCAUAAAUCAUUAUGAACCAAUGUUGGAGUAUGUGGAUGUACUGUUCCUAGAAACCUCCCACACUGAUAGUUCCUCUGUCUGGUCAUAUGUAUAUCCAGGAUCUACAGUGUUUCGAUGGGACAGCAAAGAAAAAAAGCUGGCAGCCAAGGCAGACAUAUCCAGGGUCAUUCCACAGAUCGAUCGCCUAAGAGGUUUUCCAGGGUUUGAUGGACAGUUAAACCCUGCCCAGUGCCAAGUUAGCUGCUUGAAAGUACUUGAUGGUCAGCUGUUUGUUGGCUCAACAUGGGGAUGCAUUAUAGUAGUGGACAGUUUAAGCAUGAGGGUCAUCACUGUUUUCCGGCCUCACUGUGAUAAUGUCAAAGCAAUAGUACCCCUAUUGCCUGCAUUGGAAAUGGGGACUGAGGAAUCAGAGAGUGCAUCAUCCAAUGAAAUGGUGGUGUCAUUAGGCAAAGGCUAUAGAAAUGCAGUGAUUCAGCACCUAAAUUUCCUUAAAGAUGCAGUUUCUUUUGACAAUGACAGAAAUAUUCCUUAUCUGUUGACAUGGGUGGCAGAAGGUUGGAAACAUUUCUAA